This is a messenger RNA of Cryptomeria japonica (Japanese cedar), 1417 nucleotides long. RefSeq names its product transcription termination factor MTERF6, chloroplastic/mitochondrial-like. Bases 50 to 1222 code for a protein of 390 amino acids. Lineage: Eukaryota; Viridiplantae; Streptophyta; Pinopsida; Cupressales; Cupressaceae. The record is from RefSeq and is a predicted model, not a curated record. Gene Ontology annotation, cellular component: chloroplast. The transcript has a single exon. Gene Ontology annotation, biological process: chloroplast organization; regulation of DNA-templated transcription. Gene Ontology annotation, molecular function: double-stranded DNA binding.
ACAUCGUUUGAAACCUAGGUCGCCCUUUCUCUCUUGUAUCUGUUGAAACAUGGGCAGCAAAAUAUUCUUCUGCUUACCUGUGCGGCGCAACUUUCGCCAUUUUUGCUUUAAUUUCUCAAUUCUUGCAGAGGGUAAUGUUAGCAACAGCAAUGCCCCUUCACAAAAUCUCUUCCUGCACUUCGUCACCACCAGAUUUAACAUGUCUUCAGCCGACGCCGCAAAAAUGUUGAAAAUGAUGCCCUCGUUGGGACGGCUCAAAACCCUGGAUAAUGUUGAACAGCUCGCGUACAUGCUCAACAGACACGGCUGCGCCGAAGAUCAAAUUGCAAAAAUUAUCAGAACUCAGCCAUCGCUAAUGAGGGUAAGUGCGGAAAGAUUGCUGGAGCCCAAGAUUCAAUUGCUAAAAGAUUUGGGCGCGGAGAGGGAAAAUAUACCCAAAAUUGUAACCAUGUCCCCGAAUAUCUUGGGCUCUAAGCUGGAAACCCUCCGCACCAAUCUUGAAUUUCUCAAGACUAUAUCCCCGACCAAUGAUUUUCUGGUCAGAGCAAUUAUGAGAAACCCCAAGAUUCUUUGCUCGAGCUUGCAGAAGGUCUUGAAACCCUCAGUUGCCUUUUGGGAGGGUUUAGGUUUUUGUGGAAUAGAGCUCAUAAAGUUUUUGUUGUUUAAUCCUAGGGUUUUGACGCUCAGUUCUCUGACGCACGAGCAACUUGAUCUCAUUCGCAAGAUUGGCAUUCAAAAGGAAAGCAAAAUGUACAAAUACGUUGUGAGCAUUGUGGCCAGAAGCCGCAUCGAUGUGUUAAAGGCCAAGAUAGACAAUCUUCAGCUUUGCGGCCUCUCGCCUGAAGAAGCCUGGGAAUUAGUUAGGGCUGACUCUUCAGUACUCACAAAGUCGGAAGAAAGCGUUAAGAAAAAGAUGGACUUUAUGCUCAAUCACAUGGGACUCUCCGUAGAGUUUGUGGCAAAGCAUCCACGCAUGUUUUCAAUGAGUUUGGACAAGGUAAUGAGGCCCAGGUUUUUGGUUUUGCAAAGUAUGACAGCAAUGAAUGGAACAGAGGAGGUUCAUCCGAGUCGGCUUUAUACUGUGCUGAUGAUGAACGAGGCCAAGUUUGUCGCCCAGAUCAUAGAAAGGCACCUUGAAUCUGCUGCCCUGUGGACUGUUUAUAAAAAUGCUAUUGCUAAUGUCUCAGAAAGCUCCAAGAUAAAAAGGUUUUCAGUUUCUUAGCAUUUGGUGUUUUUUGAUUUGUUUAAGCCCAUGAAAGUUGAGUAACCCUAAUGAUAUUGGCUAAUGGGCAUAUGAAAUGGUUGGUCCUGACCCUGUUUUCCGUGAGAACAUGUGGAACGCACAAACUCCUGCCCAUGAGUUGGGAUUGUAAUAGUUUUUCGAUGAAGAUAUGGUUAUAAAUUGUUAGAAUUUAAU